AUGAGGAUGGCUGUUCCCAACACCUACGGGCUGAUUUUUGCCUGCACCUGUGGAGUGAUCCUGGGCAUCGGGUUCUGUGCCAACCUGCUCGUCUUCUCUUUGUUUGCCAAGUAUAACACCUUGCGUAAGAACCGCCUGGACAUCCUCCUGCUCAGCAUGACUCUGGCCGACUUCCUCACCCUGCUGCUCAUCCCCUUCACCCUGCACUCCGCCGUAAGCUACUCCUGGCCUCUGGGCAACACCUCCUGCAAGAUCUACCAAUUCCUCCUGGCUUUCAGUUUGGCGGCCAGCACCUAUUCUCUGUGCGCAGUGUCCAUGACCCGUGCCAUGAUCAUCACCAACCCGUACCAGCCUCCUACCAUGGACCUGGUCAUUCUCAUGUUUGUCCUGGUCUGGGCCCUCAGCUUCUUCAUCAGUCUGCCGCUGCGCAUGUUUGCCACUAAGGAGAGCCUGGGCCCCAGCCUGGCAAACUUCACCUUCUGCCUCCCAACCAUCCACGAGCACCACUACCAAGUCGUCCUGAGUCAGUUUGUACUCUACUAUUUUGUUCCAAUGCUGGUCAUCGCCUUCAACUAUGUCCGCCUGGCUGUUUUUCUCCACAAGAGCCCUGUUAUGUCGGUGGCCAGUGCCAGAAAUACCCGCCGUGCGUCCGUAAUGGUGUUCUUGGCUGCUGCUACCUUCUCUGUGUGCUGGCUGCCUGGUUAUGUGCUGGAGCUGUGUGUAUACCUGGGGCUGUAUCGCCAUGGCCAGGCCUGGGAGAUGUUCUACUUUGUGUGCACUGUGCUGCAGUACCUUCACCCCUGCGUCAACCCAGUGCUCUAUGUGCUGCUGUCCAAGCGCUACCGCCACAGGAGGGCAGCGUGGCUCUUCAGCUGUAACAGGAACAGGGUGCACCCACAAGUCAUCAGCGUCACCACAGACAGCAUUUAG
Molecule: messenger RNA, 930 nt
Organism: Myripristis murdjan (pinecone soldierfish)
Lineage: Eukaryota; Metazoa; Chordata; Actinopteri; Holocentriformes; Holocentridae
Product: galanin receptor type 2
Exons: 2
Coding region: 1-930 (309 amino acids)
Biological process (GO): G protein-coupled receptor signaling pathway
Cellular component (GO): plasma membrane
Molecular function (GO): neuropeptide receptor activity
Source: RefSeq, a predicted model, not a curated record